AUGCCUUUGCCUGGCCUCGGUUUCCUCAAAAAGAAACGGGCGAAAGAGGGCAAUACGGACCCUUCUUCGACUAGCCACCCAACCAGCCCCGUCACCCCUACCUCGGCCUCGAGCCUCAACCACAACUCCAUCCAGAGCAGCAUCGCCCAGGUCUCGUCGCACUCGAGUGCGUCGCAGGCCGCUUCCCAGUCGGCCACGGCCGGCACUUCCAGUUUCACCAUCGAUACAGACCACACACCCAUCCCCUUGCCGCACGAGACUCCCGUCAACAUGAAUUCCCUCCCGGUUCAACAGCAUUCCUAUCCCCCUCAGCACACGCCCUCUCCUGGAGCCGCGGAGCAGCAGCAGAACCUCCCGUCCAUCUCCAACCUCAUACACCAACCGCAAUACGACCAGCCCGGCACCUAUCAACAGUCGUCCAGAUACGUCCCAUCUGUAUCCCCAGCUAACGGCGGCCUGCCUGCGCCGCACACGCCCCAGCCCUCCAUGCCCCAAACACAGCAAGCAUCACUGCAGCCGCCCCAUCACCAGCAACAGCAGCAGCAAUCUCAAGCUCAGCAGCAGCAACAGCAACAGCCCCAACAGCAGCAGCAGCAGCAGCAGCAGCAACUACAGCCUCAGCCUGGUCAGCCCAGGGUUACCAAGGGCAAGUAUUCGCUCGCCGACUUCGAGAUAUUGAGAACCCUCGGCACCGGUAGCUUCGGCAGAGUCCACCUGGUCCAGUCUCGGCAUAACUCGCGCUUCUAUGCCGUCAAGGUGUUGAAAAAGGCCCAAGUGGUCAAGAUGAAGCAAGUCGAACACACCAAUGACGAAAGAAGAAUGCUCGGGGAGGUCAAGCACCCUUUCCUAAUCACGCUAUGGGGAACGUUUCAGGACUCCAAGAAUCUCUACAUGGUGAUGGAUUUCGUAGAGGGUGGCGAGCUCUUCUCGCUGCUGAGGAAGUCCGGGCGCUUCCCUAACCCCGUUGCCAAAUUUUACGCUGCUGAGGUCACGUUGGCCUUGGAGUACCUGCACUCGCGGGAUAUCAUUUACAGAGAUCUGAAGCCUGAAAACCUUCUUCUUGACCGCCACGGCCAUCUCAAGAUUACGGAUUUCGGGUUCGCCAAGCGAGUGCCAGAUAAGACGUGGACGCUAUGUGGCACUCCAGACUAUUUGGCUCCAGAGGUUGUUUCCAACAAGGGCUACAACAAAUCUGUAGAUUGGUGGUCGCUGGGUAUUUUGAUUUACGAAAUGCUUUGCGGUUACACGCCCUUCUGGGACGGAAGCUCCCCCAUGAAGAUCUACGAAAACAUUCUCAAGGGCAAGGUCAGAUACCCGCAGUGGGUCAACCCCGACGCCCAGGACUUGUUGGAACGGUUGAUCACGGCAGACCUGACCAAGCGCCUUGGAAACCUGUACGGCGGGCCUUCAGACGUCAAGAGACACCCUUGGUUUGCCGAGGUGACCUGGGACCGACUUGCGAGGAAAGACAUUGAUGCGCCCUAUACCCCGCCGGUCAAGGCCGGAGCAGGAGACGCAAGCCAGUUCGAUAGGUACCCAGAGGAGACUGAGCGGUAUGGAUCAGGAGGGUCGGAUGAAUUCGGCCACUUGUUCCAGGACUUUUAA
Messenger RNA from Sordaria macrospora k-hell, 1605 nucleotides. RefSeq lists its product as uncharacterized. Gene Ontology annotation, cellular component: nucleus. Gene Ontology annotation, molecular function: protein serine/threonine kinase activity; ATP binding. NCBI's taxonomy places the organism in Eukaryota, Fungi, Ascomycota, Sordariomycetes, Sordariales, Sordariaceae. Gene Ontology annotation, biological process: protein phosphorylation. The record is from RefSeq and is a predicted model, not a curated record.